Molecule: messenger RNA, 566 nt
Organism: Uloborus diversus
Lineage: Eukaryota; Metazoa; Arthropoda; Arachnida; Araneae; Uloboridae
Product: U6 snRNA-associated Sm-like protein LSm6
Exons: 4
Coding region: 141-380 (79 amino acids)
Biological process (GO): mRNA splicing, via spliceosome; maturation of SSU-rRNA
Cellular component (GO): sno(s)RNA-containing ribonucleoprotein complex; P-body; nucleolus
Molecular function (GO): RNA binding
Source: RefSeq, a predicted model, not a curated record
UUGCGAACUAGCUGCUGACGGAAGUUCCAGGAACAAAGUUGUUUUCCCAAAAUUUUCAUUGACUGCAACUGUAACUGAUUUCAAAACCAUGGACAUGAAAAUUUUAAAACAAUCUGUGAGAGUUUUAUGUUAAUGACAAGAUGAGUAAACGACAGACACCUAGUGAGUUUUUAAAACAGAUAAUUGGACGACCAGUAGUGGUAAAAUUGAACUCAGGUGUAGAUUAUCGAGGUGUGCUUGCUUGUCUAGACGGUUAUAUGAAUAUUGCUCUAGAGCAAACAGAAGAGUAUGUAAAUGGACAGCUAAAAAAUAAGUAUGGUGAUGCUUUCAUACGAGGAAAUAAUGUGCUUUAUAUCAGUACUCAGAAACGAAGAAUAUGAUGAUACAAUUUUGUGAAAAAAUAUUUCGCUGUAAAAAUAUCAUUACCAUUUUGUAUGAGUUUCAUAAAUAAAUUUAACUCAUGAAAGUUGUAUGAAUAUUAGUUUAUGUGUACUACAGACUGAAGCAUAGAUACUUUGCGUAAAAAAGUUCACCUCUCUUUAAAUGUAAAUUUAUACUUAACUGAA